This is a messenger RNA of Glycine soja, 2372 nucleotides long. RefSeq lists its product as uncharacterized. The coding region runs from base 286 to 1443 and encodes 385 amino acids. The transcript has 5 exons. The record is from RefSeq and is a predicted model, not a curated record. Lineage: Eukaryota; Viridiplantae; Streptophyta; Magnoliopsida; Fabales; Fabaceae.
GGUUAUUAUGCUAUGCUUGGUAAAUUGUUUGGUAUGUUACUGUAUAGUUCAUGACAAGACAAAUCGUUAUCAUGUUCUUGUGCUUGCUUUAUAUGAAGAAUGUAGUAGUUUUUGUUAACUAAUUUUUUUAUAAUGAAAAUAAAAGAAUGUCACAGAUCGAAGUGAAAGCAAUAUCUUGUGGGCUAUUUCUUGUUUUUUGAGGAAACUUGUGAUUCAUGUGUUUUCAGUUAUGAUACUGUGGCCUUUUCAUGUUCUUUGAGCAGUGGAUUUGAGUGAUUUGUGAAAAUGGGCCACCCGGAGAAUAUAAAUGCCCUUGCAUUUUCCAGACAAAAGGUUCUUGUGCCAGUUAAAGUCCACAUGGGUGACGAUGCUUGUGGCGUGGAAACAGUGCCGAUCAAACAAAUUCCUUCAUCUGGUGGAGAGGAGGAUGUGGAAGUUGAUAUCAUUGGGUGCUCAAAUUUGGGGAAAGCUUCUCUGAUGGAAGAUUCUUGUGAGGAUGCCCCCGAGUGUUCCAGUUCUUUUGGUGAUACAGGAGCUGGCACCGAGAAUGCCGCAUCCUUUAGCGAUACUGAAGUUGAAUCAAGAAAGCGUGUAGACGAUCCAUCCUCAUCAAAGUGUGAUGAUCGGUUCGAAUCAUGCCAAGGAAGAAAGAAAAGGAUGACAAAAGGUUUGACAAGUCAUUGGAGGAGGUUCAUACACCCUAUUUCACGGCGCUGUAAGUGGAUUGAAUUGCAGAUGAAGCAACUUCAGUCUCAAGCACGUAAAUAUGAGAAAGAGCUUGCAGCAUACAAUUACACAAAGCAGCUUGAUUUUGCACACUUUACAUCAGAAGACUCUAAUAUCAAAUCUAUCCCUAUAUCUGAUCGGAUGCAUAGAAAUAAAGUUAUGAAGAGGAACAAAAGAAAAAGAGUUGAAGAACAGUGUGAUAUAGAAUUAUACAUGUCUAACCAUAGUUUAUUCUCCUAUUACGAGAAAACAGAUUGUACUGCUGUUUUGAAAGAUGUUUGUGAUGUUGGUAUAGGAGGCGUCAAUGAUAGGGACAAAGAAUUCAAGCUGAAUAAUGAGUGGUCUUUUGGAGAGUAUGGAAAUGUUGAUAAAUCCUUGAAUGACAUCAUUCAGAAGAUUGAAGCUAUACAGUCACAAGUUCAGCAAUUAAAAACUAGAAUCGACAUGGUGAUAAGUGAAAGUGGUGGAAAGUUUUGUUCUAUAAUUCAAUUGAGCAUACAUGGCCCAUCUGAUGGAUUUAAUCAUUUUGAUUCUACUUUCACCAGUAAUGGAAACAAAUUACCAUUUAGUUUUCCUCAUUUCUCAUCUCAGCUUCAGUCUGAGUUUCACAUGGGAGAUCUACUUAUGCCUGGAAAUGCAUCAGCUAGUCGUGAAGUGAUGAUUCCCUGUAUUGAAACCACUGAUGGGCCUGAGCUUGAUGAUCCAUUGAAAGAUUAAUUAUGGUCGUGUUUCAAGGCUGAUUUUCUAUUGUAGUUCUCCCAUGAAGCAUGAAUAUGGCAGGCAGUGUCAUAUCAUUGGUCAAUGUGACCUAUGGAUAUGGCCACUUGUUGCAUAUGCUUUCAUUUCCUUUGAUUUGGGUGCUCAGUGACACAUCUCAGACAUAGCUCAUAUACUACUAUAUUUCAAGAAUUAGGAGGGUCUGCAACGAGAUUUUAGACUCUCUGAAACUCAAAUGAAAUUGGGAUUGUUGGAAAAACAUCUAAUCUGGUAAAGAAGUCAAUGAUCUGGGUAUCAGCAUUUUGGGGUUCCAUUUGUUUGUGUAGGAUGGAGUGGGGUCUAUUAGAAUAGGGUUAUAGAGAGAACAGAGGCCAUAGUGUGAGCAGAUCUGUGAUGUUUUGCAUCAAUGAAUGAAACACAAGGUUAGAGCAGCUUUGUAAAAAUCAGAUAAGAGUUGGGGAAAGGUGGAAUGUGGUUUAGUUAGCUUGUGUAGAGUGAAAUUCAGUUCAAAUUGAUACAUUACUGAACUCUUUGAUCUAAAUUUACGUAAGCAUUUUAUUCUUAACCAAUCACAAAUGUGUAAUUCAUGAUGACUGAAAUUCGGUUAUAGAUAGUCCUGUAUUAUUUCCAUGUUAUCCAAUUUCUAGUGCGAUGAAAAAUUGAGAUGCUCAAUUCAAUGUUUUUUCAAAGGAAUAUCCUUGGUGGUUGUGAUAUACUUUUUGUGUGUAUUAACUUCAAUUUAUUUUAAAAUUUAAAACCGUUUCAUAAAUAAUUGUGUGCAUAUGAAUAUCCUAGGUUAGCUUUGCUAUUCUUAGCCGGUCCCAAGCCCGGACAAAAGGAGAGGGUUGUGUUAGGCUUUCGACAGCCAACGUAAAACUUUGUCGAAUCUCUAUGACAUGGAUCAAUUACGUAAUAAUGUGAAUGCUAGG